Leptosomus discolor (cuckoo roller) is the source of this 737-nucleotide messenger RNA. NCBI's taxonomy places the organism in Eukaryota, Metazoa, Chordata, Aves, Leptosomiformes, Leptosomidae. The record is from RefSeq and is a predicted model, not a curated record.
UUACUUCAAUGAGAACCAAUAUCCAGAUGAGGCAAAGAGAGAAGAAAUCGCCAACGCCUGUAAUGCAGUUAUACAAAAGCCAGGAAAAAAGUUAUCGGAUUUGGAGCGAGUGACCUCCCUUAAAGUAUACAAUUGGUUUGCCAACAGAAGAAAGGAAAUCAAGAGAAGAGCCAAUAUCGAAGCAGCAAUCCUGGAGAGCCAUGGAAUAGAUGUACAGAGUCCGGGAGGUCAUUCCAACAGUGACGACGUUGAUGGCAAUGACUACUCGGAGCAGGACACUUGGCAAGUACGCAAUGGGGAGGAGGAGGGAAGAUGUUCAGAGGGAGGCAGAGAAGCAGAGAAGGAUGACAGCACUAGCCAUAGUGACCAUCAAGACCCCAUUUCAUUAGCUGUGGAAAUGGCAGCGGUAAACCACACCAUCUUGGCAUUGGCCCGGCAAGGAGCCAACGAGAUCAAGACAGAGGCUCUAGACGACGACUGAUACCAAGAAAGGGGAGGGUCAAAGCGAGAAGUAACUUAGUUUUAGACGUAGCACCUUAGCAGACUUUCCUCGGUCCUUAAUAUGUGUUCUUACAGUAUAACUUUGCAGUUUCUUGUACGUCAGUUAGCUGUUAGGGUCUUGUUCUGUGAAGAUGGCAUGGUGCCCUCAGCCUUUGCAUAUACUCUCUCAGUAUUAAUUCCCAAUAAAUAAUCAAUCAACCAACCAACCUCCCUCUCCCAGCCCCAGUGGCUAGAAA